Messenger RNA from Plasmodium vinckei vinckei, 504 nucleotides. RefSeq names its product peptidyl-prolyl cis-trans isomerase, putative. Bases 1 to 504 code for a protein of 167 amino acids. Gene Ontology annotation, biological process: protein peptidyl-prolyl isomerization. Lineage: Eukaryota; Apicomplexa; Aconoidasida; Haemosporida; Plasmodiidae. The transcript is spliced from 6 exons. Gene Ontology annotation, molecular function: peptidyl-prolyl cis-trans isomerase activity. Gene Ontology annotation, cellular component: catalytic step 2 spliceosome. The record is from RefSeq and is a predicted model, not a curated record.
AUGUCUAUAAGUUUGCAUACAAAUUAUGGCGAUAUAAAAAUUGAACUUUUUUGUCACGAAGUCCCCAAAACUUGCAAAAAUUUUUUAGCCCUAUGUGCCUCUGGAUAUUAUGAUAAUACAAAAUUUCACAGAAACAUAAAGGGGUUCGCCAUACAAGGAGGGGACCCAACUAAUACGGGAAAAGGUGGCGAAAGCAUUUAUGGAAAAUAUUUCGAUGAUGAAUUUGAUUCAACAUUAAAGCAUGAUAAAAGAGGAAUUGUGUCUAUGGCAAAUAAGGGUAAACCCAAUACAAAUGGUUCUCAAUUUUUUAUAACUUAUUCGAGACAACCACAUCUUAAUGGUGUUUAUCCAGUUUUUGCAAAAGUAAUAGACGGUAUGGAUGUAUUAUCUACCCUUGAAAAUGAACCAGUAGAAGAAAAGAACAGACCCAUAAAGGAUAUCAUAAUUGAAUCUGUGACAAUACAUGCAAAUCCGAUUGCAGAAGAUGAAUUUCUUUCCUUGUAA